This is a messenger RNA of Drepanopeziza brunnea f. sp. 'multigermtubi' MB_m1, 1479 nucleotides long. RefSeq lists its product as uncharacterized. Gene Ontology annotation, cellular component: cytoplasm. NCBI's taxonomy places the organism in Eukaryota, Fungi, Ascomycota, Leotiomycetes, Helotiales, Drepanopezizaceae. The record is from RefSeq and is a predicted model, not a curated record. Gene Ontology annotation, molecular function: hydrolase activity, acting on carbon-nitrogen (but not peptide) bonds.
AUGGCUGAAUAUGAUCUGCUAGUAUUGAACGGAUUGGUGGUGACGGCCGAGGCGACGGGGGAGUUUGAUAUUGCUGUCCAAGGUGGGAAGAUUGCGAAAGUGGUUACGAGGGGAGGUCUGGAAGGUGUGACGGCGAAGAAGAGCAUUGACGCGGAAGGGGGGAUGGUUAUGGCAAGCGGAGUUGAUGCUCACGUACAUCUAGCCGAGCCUGCGUUGUUCGGGAAAGGGCAAACUGCAGACAAUUAUGAGAGUGGAAGUAGAUCAGCUGUCUGUGGCGGUACGACUACUCUGAUCACCUUCGCACCUCAGCGGAAGACAGAGCCAUCCCUUCUCGCGGCGCUGGCAAGCACCCACGACAGAGCACGAGACCAAUGCUACAGCGACUACUCCUUCCACCUCAUAUGCUCCAAUGCUGGUCCGCAAGCCAUCUCGGAAUUCGCAGCUCUCAGAGAAGCCGGAAUCUCCUCGCUCAAAAUCUACAUGACAUACGAGGCCCUCCAACUUAAAGAUUCCGAGAUCCUGGAUGUGCUCUUCGAAGCUCGCAAGCAGAAGCUCGUCACCAUGAUCCACGCCGAGAACGGCGCCAUCAUCGACUGGACGAUCAAGAAACUGGAGGCCCAGAAACUGUUUGAUCCAAAGUACCACGUCACGAGCCAUCCUCCCGUGGCCGAGAUCGAGGCCACAUAUCGGGCGAUUAGCCUGAGUGACUUCAUCGAUGUACCGAUUCUCAUUGUGCACGUUUCCAGUCCAGCGGCGGCUCAGCACAUUGCCGAUGCGCAGAGAAGGGGGCUGCCGAUCUAUGCCGAGACGUGCCCGCAGUAUCUCUUCCUGACGAGGAAGGAUCUGGAUAAGCCCGGAUUCGAAGGGGCGAAAUGUGUCUGUUCCCCACCGCCGAGGGAAGGAGAGCAGGAUCACGAAGGAAUCUGGCAGGGACUCGAAGAUGGCACCUUUACUGUGUUGUCGUCAGACCACUGCCCGUUCCUGUACGAGGAUACGGAAAAUGGGAAGAAGUCAGUUAUCAGUGCUGAGUACCCCAACGGUCACUUCAAGUACAUUCCGAAUGGAUGCCCCGGUGUCGAGACGCGCCUCUCGCUGGCGUUGUCCGCAAAGCGACUGAAGCUUCAGAAGUUUGUGGAGGUCACUUCUACCAACGCCGCAAAGCUUUACGGUUUGUACCCGCGAAAGGGCGGCAUCGUCCCUGGCGAGAGCGACGCGGACUUGACAAUUUGGUACCCGGAUGGAAUGGAGGAGUUCCAGCUCACGAAUGCUCACUUGCAUCACAACGUUGACCAUACACCAUAUGAGGGAAGGACGAUGAAGCAAUGGCCGCGCUACACAGUCUUGAGAGGCGAGGUGGUCUGGGCUAAGGACGAGGGUGGACUGGUUGGCAAGAAGGGGUAUGGACAGUUUUUGAAGAGGAAUGUGAGUUCCUUGAAAGGGAGCAGGAAGGAAGGCGAGUGGAACGUCGAGGAUUUCUAG